AUGGCAUACACUUCAGGGGAGCGGGAGCUUGCGUACAUCCUACUGGUAGAAUUGAUUGCCCAUCAGUUUUGCUAUCCAGUACGAUGGAUCGAGACACAAGAUGUGAUCCUCGCCGAAAGGCAGGUUGAGCGUCUGAUCGAGAUUGGUCCGAAUAGCACCCUGACCAAUAUGGCGAAGCGCACGAUCGAGUCAAAAUAUCAAGGCUCCGAUAUGGCAUCUGGCAUUCAUCGGCAGCUACUAAGUACCAAGAUGGACACUAAAGAGAUCUUGUACGAAUACGGUCCAGAUUCCCGUGACCAACAGCUGGAGGCCACCAAAGAUUCCAGUAACUUCCGGGAAAAGACUACUGCCAAUGUUCCUGUUCUCCCCAUGAUCGCCGCACCUGUCUCAACAGCAACGCAGCAGCAGCAGCGGGGAGCAGUUCCGAGCGCCUCGGUCACGGUAGUUGAAGUGGUGAAGGUAAUUAUCGCGACGACUUUGAAGAUCACCACUGCGAAGGUUUCGAUGACUGAAUCGAUCAAAGAUCUGGCUGCUGGCAGGUCGACGCUUCAGAAUGAGAUGGUGGGUUACCUUGAAAAAGAGUUUGGUUCUCUACCACAUGAUGUGGAGAAUAUGAAACUGGGUGACCUCUGCUCCUUUCUCCAGCCAACCUUCCCUGGUCAGCUGGGUCAGCAAUCUCAGUCGAUUAUCAACCGGAUGGUCGCCGUCAAGUUCCCCGGCACUUGGACUUUACGGUCUGUGAGAAAAGACUUGGAGGCAAAAUGGGGGCUUGUCAGUGAUCGGCAAGACUCAGUUCUUCUCGCUGCCGCGGCCAUGCAACCAAUAUCGAGAUUUGCUUCGGAAGCAGAAACCACCACGUUCAUCGAGAACGUAGUUUCCACAUAUAUGGAAAAUGCAGGCAUUAGUCCGAUACAGACAGUUGCAAGCAAUCGGGUGCAAGACGCAGCCUUAGAUACUGCCGUGCUGGCUAGAGUACGCGAGGACCAGGAUGCUCUAAAUACACGAGUUAUGAACGUGUACACAAGCCAUCUGCAGCCAGCUUCCGAUGCAGACCAACUUUUGAACGAAACGCUGACAAACAACAUCACCUCUUUACAAUCACAGCUCGAAUCAUGGGUGGAGGAACAUGGGGAAAGCUAUGGGGAUGGCAUAGUGUCGAAGUUUGAUGCUAAGAAGGCGAGGUCAUAUGAUUCGAGCUGGAACUGGGGGAUGCAGGCCCUUCUCUCGGGCUUCUAUUCCAUCAUCAACAACUCUCCCGAAAUCAAAAAUGACGACCUGGUGCAACGGAGCUUUCGUAUAAGGAACCAAUGCAGCAUUCGAAUGUUGGAGGCAAUGAAGGACUUGAAGAGGAGAGCACAGAAGACAGGCCAGACUCAUCCGGAUUUGAGAGAGCGUUGCGAUACAGCGGUACGGUGGCUGGAAACCCUUUCCCAGAUGUGCAUCAAGGAUCUCCAGUGCGUACCCGUUUAUUACGGCAUGGCGCACAUAACCGCCCCAAAGACGUUGGUUGAUGAUUGGGGCGAUAUCAAAUACUUCGAAAUUCCGAGAUCCAAAGCACCAUCUAGCACAUCGACCAACCUGAUCCCGACUGAUGGUGUGUCCGCGUCGCAAGCCAUUAUUGAAAGCAUCUGGCAACAUACUGUUCCAUACGAUCCGAGUCCGAAUUCACACAUUCGCAUCAAGAAGAAAGGGAAACAUGGCUGGGAAGUCAACGACAAGCUCACUCAAGAGUUCUACAACUCUUUGCGUCUCAGUGUCACGCAUGGGAUAUCCUUUUAUGACAAGUGCGUUUUGAUCACUGGCGCCAGUAAGACAUCGAUCGGGCUCGAUAUUCUCAAAGGUGUACUCAACGGAGGUGCCAAGGUCAUAGUAACAACACGCUCCUACUCGGCAGCAACGGCUCGCUUCUAUCAACAGCUUUACAUGAAGAACGGUGCCAGAGGAUCUCGGUUGGUCUUCGUGCCUUUCAACCAGGGCAGUAAGCGGGACGUUGACUCGCUCAUUUCCUACAUUUACGACACCUCUAAAGGCCUCGGCUGGGACUUGGAUUACAUCGUGCCAUUCGCGGCCAUCUCAGAGAAUGGCCGUGACAUCAGCAAUAUCGACUCGGUUUCGGAAUUAGCACAUCGCGUGAUGCUCACAAACAUCGUGCGUACACUGGGCGAGGUGCGGACGCAGAAAAGGAGCCGCGGUAUCAAUACAAGACCUGCGCAAGUCAUUCUUCCUCUCUCUCCCAAUGACGGCAUUUUCGGUAACGACGGUCUGUACUCCGAAUCUAAGCUGGCCUUGCAGUCUCUUCUCAACAAGUGGCGCUCCGAGGAUUGGGGAGACCAUAUAUCCAUAUGUGGAGCUUCUAUCGGAUGGACUCGAGGGACAGGACUAAUGUCGUCCAAUGACAUCGUGGCCGAAGGAAUCGAGGAAUUCGGCGUGCGAACGUUCUCGCAGGAGGAGAUGGCCGCUCAUAUCCUGGGACUCAUGUCCCCCACCAUGGUCUCGGUCUGUCAGGAGGAACCGAUAAUAGCAGACCUUAUGGGAGGCAUGGAUAGAGUCGAGGAAUUUGGCGCCACUGUCUCUAAAAUUCGUGCAGAGUUGAUGGCCACCUCUGAAAUACGUCGAGCGAUCCACCAAGACAAGGAAUUGGACCUUCAAGUCGCCAAUAGCCGGCCUCGACUCAACGAGAAAGAACUUGUGCCAGCGCAAAUUCAACGCAGAAUGAAUAUCCCUCUGGGAUUUCCAAAGCUUCUAGAGUAUGAGACUGGAAUUGCCCCCUUUCAUGAGACAUUGGCUGGGAUGGUCGAUCUCGAGCGAGUCGUGGUCGUUGUGGGUUUCUCUGAACUGGGGCCUCAGGGCAGCUCCAGAACGAGAUGGGAAGUCGAAACGGAGGGACAAUUCAGUCUCCAAGGCUGUAUCGAGAUUGCUUGGAUGAUGGGCCUGAUCAAACACCACGAUGGACCGAUAGCGGGCAAGGGCUACUACGACGGAUGGGUUGAUGCCAAGACGGGGGUUCUCGUCGCCGAUGAGGAAAUCAAGACCCGUUAUGAGAGCCAUAUUCUGGCACACACAGGCAUUCGCUUGGUGGAGGUGAACUCUGAAGGGAGCGAUGAUGCGACGAAGAGGCCAUAUCUGCAUGAAGUCCACAUCCACCAAGAUCUUGAACCGUUCGAGGCACCACGCGAAACUGCAAUACAUCUGAAGUUGCAUCAUGGCGAUAAAGCCCAUAUCGCAGAAAUUGGAGACUCUGGGCAGUUCCACGUCCAGAUCAAGAAGGGGGCCACACUUCUCCUGCCAAAGGCCACCGACAUUGGGCGCCGAGUCGCAGGCCAAGUGCCUACGGGCUGGGAUCCACGCACAUAUGGCAUAUCUGAAGAGAUAACAUCGCAGGUGGACAGACUCACUCUGUAUAACUUGGUCUGCACAGCAGAAGCGUUCCUCAGUGCCGGUGUUACGGACCCGUACGAGUUCUAUCAGUACAUUCACACAUCGGAUAUCGGUAUCUGUAUUGGAUCCAGUAUUGGCGGUGUGUCAUCGCUGACCGACAUGCUCAAGAAUCGACUACUAGAUAAGCCAGUGCAGAGCGACGUCCUCCAAGAAACCUAUGUGAACACAGCAAGCGCUUGGGUCAACAUGUUACUUUUGUCCGCGAACGGCCCGAUAAAAACACCAGUUGGUGCUUGUGCUACUGCUCUAGAAGCGUUGGACACCGGCUACGAGCUCAUUGUCAGCGGGAAGGCCAAAGUAUGCGUCGUGGGUGGACUUGAUGAUCUGCAAGACGAUAUGUCCUUCGAAUUUGCCAAUAUGAAAGCCACCAUCGACCCCGAAACUGACUUCAACAGGGGUCGCGAGCCCGCAGAAAUGUCACGGCCAGCGACUACAUCUAGGGAUGGUUUCGUAGAGGCUCAGGGUUGCGGCUUGCAAGUUUUGACCAGUGCCAAGCUUGCCCUGGAAAUGGGUCUUCCCAUCUACGGAGUUGUUACCUUGACUCAUAUAGCAGGUGACAAGAUCGGCCGGUCUGUUCCGGCCCCCGGUGCCGGACUGCUCUCCGUUGCACGCGAAGAACGCUCUGCACUGCCUCCAGCCUUACUUGACCCUCAGUAUCGCAGGCAGCUUCGAGACCAUCGAUUAAGCCAGAUCAAAGAGGACCAGGAGUUCAAGUUGGCAUUGCUGCGGAAACAGCUGACCAUGGACUCCUUCGAGAUGCCCAAGGAGGCUGUGGUGGAAUACUCACGCGAGAGAAUCAGCUGCAUCCAGUCUGAGGCCGAGGUGCAGAGAAGAGAAGCCUUGUACAGCUAUGGCAAUCACUUUUGGAAAGGGGAGACGCGUAUCUCCCCGCUGCGAGGCGCUCUUGCCACGUGGGGGUUAACAAUUGAUGAUCUUGAUGUGGCCUCAUUUCAUGGAACUUCAACAGCAAUAGGCGACAAGAACGAGAUCAAAGUCUUUCAGCAGCAGCUCUGCCAUCUGGGACGCACAAAGGGUGUUCCUGUGAUGGGCGUCUUCCAGAAGCAUCUUACCGGCCACUCAAAGGGCGCGGCAGGAGCAUGGAUGCUGAAUGGCUGCUUGCAGAUCCUUAACGACGGCCUCGUACCCGGGAACCGUAACGCUGAUAAUAUCGACGAAGACUUUGAGGGAUUUGAUCAUAUCACUUUCCCCAACAGAAGCAUCCAGACGGAGUGUGUCAAGGCUUUCUCCAUCACAUCGUUUGGCUUUGGGCAGAAGGGUGCGCAGGCGAUUGGUGUCCAUCCGAGAUACCUAUUCGCAACUCUGGGUAAGGAAAGCUACCAGGGCUAUCAGAAAAGAGUUGCCCACCGGAUCAAGCGCGCGCGUGCCCAUUUCCAUGGUGCUUUGAUCUACAACCGACUGUUCGUGGCUAAGGAAAGGCCGCCGUACGCGCCCGAGCAGGAGACAGCUGCGAUACUGAACCCGUUGGCUCGUUUCACCUAG
Molecule: messenger RNA, 4938 nt
Organism: Thyridium curvatum
Lineage: Eukaryota; Fungi; Ascomycota; Sordariomycetes; Thyridiales; Thyridiaceae
Exons: 4
Coding region: 1-4938 (1645 amino acids)
Biological process (GO): long-chain fatty acid biosynthetic process
Cellular component (GO): fatty acid synthase complex
Molecular function (GO): 3-oxoacyl-[acyl-carrier-protein] reductase (NADPH) activity; fatty acid synthase activity; 3-oxoacyl-[acyl-carrier-protein] synthase activity
Source: RefSeq, a predicted model, not a curated record